Messenger RNA from Jaminaea rosea, 3322 nucleotides. RefSeq lists its product as hypothetical. Lineage: Eukaryota; Fungi; Basidiomycota; Exobasidiomycetes; Microstromatales. The record is from RefSeq and is a predicted model, not a curated record. Bases 304 to 3201 code for a protein of 965 amino acids. The transcript has a single exon.
UUCCUUUUCUCGAUAGCCCACACGCAUCCACUUAACGUCGUCGCCAAGCAAGCGAAGUACGCAGGCAAACAGACCUCGCCCACCUCACGCGAGCGGGACACAGACGCCGCUUUCGACUGGGUAAAACGCCCGAGAGAACCUCGACAACGACGACUAGCCGGCUAAAGCACACAGCGGCGGCUCAGCUUAGUUCCUCUCUCUUCACUCUUCUCAUCAUCCUCAGAUUUGACAUUUACACGACGGCGAUGAAGAAUUGAAGAGCAUCGUCUACACAGCAUAGAUUCACCCAGACUCGCGCGCGUCAUGCCGUCCUCUGCUGAGGCAUCAUCGUCGCGCUCGCCGCCGACAUCACCAAAGCGAGCGCCGGUACCACGAUCAAUCUCAUACGGCAGCUCAACUCGAUCGCCCCCAUCAUCUUCUCGACCUCUCAAUCCUCCGCAAUACUCAUACGCGGGCGAUGGGGAAGGCGCUCACGCCUCGUCCUCAUACAACGCCUCGGGCUCUCUAGCAACUCGCACGCGAUCUCGCUCCGUCGGCUCAAAGUCUCGCGAUGCUGCCGUCGUCCCACUAGAGGAGCACGCGCAGAUAGGCCAUGCAUUGGAUCGAGGGCCGGGCACGCCUGACUUCACACUAGGCGCAGCAGCAGCAGCAGGCUCGCCGUCCUCCUCACCCACGAGGAACCCCACCAAGGGCAAGGGCAGGCUCCAGGAUAUCAUGCGAGAUGGAGGUGAUGGUGGAGGGCCAUCUGCGCCUGUGCCCGAGACUGCUCGCAGGCCGCGCUUGACCACUCGAUUGAGGUCCUUCUUUACCUCCUCUCCUGAUACCUCGACGCCGCUCGCCGACUCGGACGCAGGGCCACCCAAGGCUCGCACCAGCAACGAGUACGAGCGCAACAACGGAGCGCCUCUGUUGCGCCCGUCGCCUCUCGUCGUACCCUCGGCGAGGCAAGCUGGCAUUCAGCCCUUUGGACUCCACGGCCUCAAUGACGACUCGCCCCCGCUGACGCCUACGAGUGAUGAAGGCUACGAAGGUCGGGCAAAGGGGCAUGGCAAGUGGCCCAGCUGGGCGCCUCAAGGCAACUCUUCGUCCGAGCAAAUGUUGACGCCGCCCUUGACGGCUUCGAUGCCGGCCACCAGUCGUACAGACUCCCCAGCUCUGUAUGCGUCCUCAGCUAUGAGCCUAGGCACGGGCGGCGCUCUUGCCUCAGAUGGACUCCUACCACGCAACAUUGCCAGCCAUGGAGUAUCGACUACGCCACGCCGAGCCUUUUCGAUGCGUGACGUGACGGCCCAGUUCGAGGCGGGCCUGCGCUCGCGCUCUCUGCGGCAACAUAUGCCUACCCUUCUCAUGCUUCUCACUUUUUUCGUCUUCUCGACCCUGGUCGUCGUGCUCCUUCUCACGACGCUACCCCUGCGCAUGCCGUCACACAGCCUCACGCAGCUGUCCCUCUCAGAGAUGCGGGACCUCUGCCUCUCGCUACGGGACUACGCCUCGUCCAACUCGCACGCAUACCAUCACACGCUCUUCGUGCUAUGCUUGUUCUUUACGUACAAGCAGGCAUUUAAUGUGCCGGGAAGCAUUGUCUCCAACAUCGUCUUCGGAGCGCUGUUCGGCACAUGGCGCGCUGCCAUCUGGCUCAGCAUCUUCACGGCCAUCGGAGGCUCGGGAGCUGCAAUCAUGAGCGCGCUCGUCGCCCCGCUUGUCCUCAAGAUGCCCGGCAUGACCAAGGCCGUCGGCGUGAUGCGCAAGGCUUUAGGCGGAGGCGUGGGUACCACAAGCCAGCACAUCCCGCUGUCUCGGAGAGGGUCGCGCGACCAGUGCCAGCAGCGCAGGCGUCAGCACAAUCGAUCAGCGACGCCUUCGAGGUCGAGGCCCCGCAGCGCCUCGCCGUACCCCGCACGCGCCAACUCGAAGGGGUCGGGGGGUAGCAGCAGCGGCAAUCUGUACUCGAUUUUGCUCCUUCUCCGAGUUCUGCCUCUCACCCCGUAUGGAGUCAUGAACAUCGCCUGCGGCAUUCUCAACGUACCGCUGCUGCCCUUCGCAACGACGCUGGCAUUGGGUUCCCUACCCUGGAACGCUGUAACAGCCCAGCUCGGUGAAAUCCUGGUCGAGGUCGUCGCGGCUCUACCCGUCGAUGCGGCCCUCGCAGAUGCCACCACCACCCUAGGCGAGCAGCUGGACGCUGGCGGUUUCCACGACGCCCCCCUGAACCCAGCAGUGCUACACGAUGUCCUUGCAUCCGAGAGGACGAAGCUGACCAGCGCGGCGCACAAAGCCGGCGGCGGACUCAAGAUCCUCAUGGCCAAGAUUUGGACGAGAGAGAUGCUCCUCAAGCUCGUUGGACUCAGCAUGCUGUCCUUGGCGCCUGUGCUGCUCGGAAGGUGGUGGAAGGCUAGGCAAGCGGCGCUGCAGAAGAAGCGGCGAGUUGAAGCUGGGGAGACCAGAGCGCGGGAAAUGGCUAGGGCGGUGAAUGCCAAGAAACAGCAUUUGGGUGCGGAUGAAGGUGUCGGGCUGGUCAUGCCUACGGCGGGGGCCUCUGCAGGCGCCGACCUGCCCUCUUGGGUCAAUCAAUCGUCAGACGAUGAUGCCAGCGGCCUAGAAGAAGGCGAGGGGGAGGGCGGCGAGACCUGGGAAUUCGACAGCGACUUUGACGAUGACGACGACUACCCAGGUAGCGAGCCCGAUGACGGGGAGAGCGGUUCAGCAGAGAGUCUCGCCUCGCCUACCUCAUCGACUCUGGGCAGUUUCGCAGCCAGCGUGGCAACUAAGACCUCACACGUCGGUCCAGCACUGAUUGCCUCCCUCACUCGAAGUGCAAGCCGCAACUCGUGGACGCAUGGCGUGAUGAGGAAGAGCAGUGGCGUGGCGGCCUCAUCUAGCCCACAAAGCUUCCACCAUGCUUGGCAAUCCACCAGUAUGGAUCCCUCAUCCUCUGGCUCCUCAAGCAACGACGUCUCCAUUUCCUCAACGCACAACCGAUCAGCCUCCAAGAGCUUCUUCGGCCCCACGGGACCAACGACUCCCCAGUUGGAGAAGGCACAAGACUCCUUCUUUGAUACGCGAAUCCAUCCGACGAUUGAUACCUCCACGCCCACUCGAUGGUAUACGCCCGCACACUCAAGACAGGCAUCGGCCGCUUCGCCUCCUCCUGGGAGUGGGGCCAAAGAGCCCAAGAGGUUGCGCGGGGUGGUGAUCUCGUAAAGGGCGUGCAUCGCGCGUUGGUUUGCAGUGGAUUGCCUGCUGCCACUCGUACGACGCCGACGCAAGGCGGACGAGCUGCUCCUGCCCCAGACGAAUCUUCGUACAUUACACUCAUACCACU